Molecule: messenger RNA, 2015 nt
Organism: Scophthalmus maximus (turbot)
Lineage: Eukaryota; Metazoa; Chordata; Actinopteri; Pleuronectiformes; Scophthalmidae
Product: carbonic anhydrase 4-like
Exons: 9
Coding region: 64-1032 (322 amino acids)
Cellular component (GO): plasma membrane
Molecular function (GO): carbonate dehydratase activity; zinc ion binding
Source: RefSeq, a predicted model, not a curated record
GAGGAUAAAGGGCGAGGCCUCCAGGUGUUCUGGGACACGGACGAAGGCACAGGUGUGUCCAAGAUGAUCUCUCUCGUAGCAGCCGCGCUCGCCACGUGCGCCCUCGUGUCCAGCGUCCACUGCGCCUCGGAGUCGACCGCCUGGUGUUAUCACCUGCCGAGCUGCAAUGACGACACCUGGUCGACCCUUUCUGCUCGAUACUGUAAUGGCAUCCGACAGUCGCCCAUCAACAUCGCGCCGGCGUCGGCCCGACCCGAUGCCAACCUGGGCGCCUUCACCUUCGGGAACUUCGACAACGCCUCCGCGCUAGAAAGCAUCGGAAACACCGGCAGGACGGUCAAGGUUACCUUUGGAAGCGGUGUUCAAGUUUCAGGAGGGGGUCUGCCCGAAGCCUACAACAGCCUGCAGUUCCACUUGCACUGGGGAAAUGGCUCCUCUGUCCCUGGAUCUGAGCACACUGUGGAUGGCAAGCGCUACCCCAUGGAGUUGCACAUUGUAAACAUCAAGGCAUCCUAUAAUGGAAACACAACCCAGGCUCUUGCAGACUCCGAAGCACUUGCUGCUCUUGGUUUCUUGAUUGAGAAUGCAUACUUUCAGGAAAUGCCAGGCAAUGCCACCGGUCAACCUGCAAGCUGGAAGACCUUGACCUCUUACUUGGCCAACAUCACAAACAAAGAUGACUCUGUUGCAAUUGCAUCUGGGAUUUCACUGGACGAUCUCCUGGAUGGGGUGGAUCGCUCAAAGUAUUAUCGUUACCUUGGCUCCUUGACCACCCCUGCUUGCAAUGAGGUCGUGGUUUGGACUGUGUUCAAAGAGCCGAUCAAAGUCAGCAAAGAUUUGAUUGACCUCUUCAGCACAACAAUAUACGUAACCAACAGCUCAUCACCUUUAAUGACGAAUGUCUUUCGAAAGAUCCAACCCGAGCAACCAGUCACAACACAGUCUACUAGUACCAGCAGCACCAGCUCUCCGCCGACAACCUGCUACUCUCUGGGGCUGAUGGGCCUGAGUCUUGCUCUGGGCUGGAAUUAGUGACAAAAAAUGUGUCUCUGCAAACUUUCUGUGUUUCUGGCGAACCUGCCUUGUCCAAGUUGUUAAUACAUAAAUCUGCAAAUGACUUCAUAUCAUGAGUGCUCUCAAUUCAAUAUGUAGAAGACAAUAUGCAUCUGGGAUCAGUCUUUUCACAUCCAAGCAGAACUGAGCCACAAGAACAUGGCUGUUUACAAAUGUAGCUUAAUGUGUUAUCGUUAAAUUGUUGAAAGAACAUAGGAUGAUUGCCGCUGCACUAAGGGGCUUGGCUAUCAUGGUAAUGACGAGUAAAUCAUUUUUAAAUAAGUUUUUAAUGUGUUUGCAUGCUUGCAUGAAUUUUUGUUAUGCUGCAAUUCUGGCACAGCCCAUGUGAGUUUUGAGCAGACAAGGUUCCUGAGAAAGGGAUACACUUGUAUUAAGUGUACUGAGUAGCCCAAGUAAUGGUAGAAAGAUAAAAACGUAUCAGUUUUAAAAGGCAAUGUGCAAUGGUAUGAAAUGUAAUCCCUAUUGUUAUGCCAGGACUGAACUUGAGCUAGACAAUAAGAGGUGGCUAUUGAGAGCUCAUCAGUAUAGUUCCCAGAAUAUUAGAUUACAUAAAAGGUUUGCGAUUUUUUUUUUUUUUUUUUUUUUUUUUUUUUUUUUUUUUUUUUUUUUUUUUUUUUUUUUUGCCGAUGUGAUUGUUUUGUUUCAAGAGAAUCGAUGUUAAUGAAGAUGCAUCUGUUCAAUGUUGUGCUUUUUAACUUGGUGUGACCACUGCAAUUUAUAGCUCGUCUAAUAUUUCCACUUCAGGACCAUAAUCAUUGCUCAAACACGGAACAGGGAAGUUUGUCUGCAAAUAUUAACCUACUUUGAAGAAACAAUGAAAUGAUUAACUUCACAGAUAAGUUUGUUACUUCAAACAUUUUUGAAGUUAGUAUGCAAGUGUAAUGACAGUGUAAGCUUUGAAAGUAAUUGUGCUUUGAAUAAAAUGUAUUGACUUAAAAAUA